Messenger RNA from Metopolophium dirhodum (rose-grain aphid), 800 nucleotides. RefSeq lists its product as uncharacterized. The transcript has a single exon. NCBI's taxonomy places the organism in Eukaryota, Metazoa, Arthropoda, Insecta, Hemiptera, Aphididae. The coding region runs from base 10 to 750 and encodes 246 amino acids. The record is from RefSeq and is a predicted model, not a curated record.
AUUCUUGCAAUGCAUGAAUCUAUUACAUUAAAUCUAACUGGAAAUUCAACUGUAUUGUCGGUAAAUUAUUUUCCAUCUCUAAACGUUUACGAGGAUUCAGAAAUAGCUUUGUUAUCUUUGCAAACGUGCAAUUCAUUUCCAAAUAUUAUAAAUCCAACUAAUAACCGGCUGAGAAUAAAAUCAAUUCCUCCAGAUAGAAUAGCAAAAAUUCAAUUUUUUGUACCAGCCGAAUGCCGUGACAUAGAAGAUAUUAACAAAUAUAUGGUAGAAGAGUUAUCUCAAGUUAAUAAAGUCUACGGAACAAAGCUGACAUUCAGUGUACGUAUUGAUCCUGUCGAUUUUAGAACGUAUAUAAAAUGUAAUGGAAUACUAAACUUUGAGCAUCCGUAUAGUAUAGCAUCUGUUUUUGGGUAUAGAAAGAAAGUUUGUGGACCGUUUCAUGAAGAACAUCGAUCGGAUAAAGCUGCAAAUUUAAACACAAUUAAUUCUAUAAAAGUAAUGUGUAAUAUAGCACAUGGGUCAUUCAACAACCAACUUCAAAGCCAUUCGAUAUAUGAGUUUUUCCCAAGUGGGAGAAGAGGAACAAAGGUUGUUCAAUCUCCGGUAAACCUUAUAUAUUACAGAUUAAACAAAACAGAUAUUAAUUCAAUUACUGUUCAGUUAGUUGACCAAAACAAUAAUCCAAUUGACAAUUUUAACGAAACGUUAACAGUUGUUCUGCAUAUUAAACGUCACGGAUCUCAUCAUUAAAUUUAUAUCUUAGAUUUUGUAAUGUAUGAGUCAGUUACUUUAAGUUUAAC